CCCAAAACACGAGGGGAUCUCGUCGACUCGUAAAAAAUGUUCCGAAUCCUUUCCUUCUGCAGAACUCUCACAAAAUCUAAACAAUUACUCUGAAAAACCACAAGCCAAUCCUUGACUACCUACUACAACCAACAACCAUCCAACAUGAAUACCAUGAAUCUUUGCAUUGCUGCCAUCCUUUUCGUCACUGCUGUGGGGAGCGCCCAAGCCUUGAUCUCUCCCGCCGUGACCUGCUGCGAGGACAACGGGGGCAAGUAUGAGAUAGUGAACGGCAGCGACGGCCAGUCCGGGAUCUGCCGGAAGGACGGGGUCAGCACCGAGGCCUUUUACUUUAUGGACCAGAACUGCCCUCCCCCACCGACGCCAGCCCCGUCUAGCACGCCAGCCGCCGCAAAGUAUUCGGUCUACGCCGUCAACAACUGCGACGCCACCGUCACCGCCGAUUUUGUGCUCCGUGCGAGCAGGAGACUGGGCGGAAAUCGCAAUGGCCGGGUCGAGGUCGAGGAGGGACAAUGCACCUACGUGGGUCCCACGAACCUGGACGUUGUGGCCUACACCAGCGAGGGGAGCUAUAUCAGCAGUGGGAACGAUUCCUGCCUGAACAUCGGAGAUUCCAACAACUCGGAUUGCAACUUGCUGGGCAUUGCAGAAAAUGCCUGCGUCAUCAAUCUCUGCUAAGGUCUAGUUCUGCCAGGGUGACACUGCACUAUGAUCAUACAAUACACAAUACAGAUAAAAUAGAUUACAAAUAAAGUGGCGAUACUACAAAAAUAGGAUUAAAACAAAUUAGGAUUA
Molecule: messenger RNA, 795 nt
Organism: Pseudo-nitzschia multistriata
Lineage: Eukaryota; Bacillariophyta; Bacillariophyceae; Bacillariales; Bacillariaceae
Source: the annotation of a GenBank genome assembly